AUGGCUCUCCUCCGACUCCAAGAGCAGUGCUCGCUCCUCCGAAUCUCCAGCUCCCACCACCCAAAUCCUCUCGAUGCCCCAAGAAAUCCUCGCAAGAACCAGCUUUUACUGCCCAAUGCGGCCAAGACUUCCAACGCCUCCGAAAUCCCGGUUCCUCGCAUCCCCACCAGCGCUUCCAAGGCCGCAGUCCUGGCGCCGAAGGCGGCGCUUUGCCUGGACGCCCUUGUCCCCGAGUACGUCUUCAAGAAGUACAAGCCCGUGAGCGCCAUCGAUGCGUUCCGCAAGCUACGCGACGUGCCGGAGGCGCAGCUGCUGGACAUCAGGCGGGGCAAGAGCGUGCGGUUCAUGGCGCCACCGAACCUGAAGCUUGUCGACAAGAGCACCGUGCAGGUGGAGUUCGACGAGGAGGACGACAAGGGGUUUGUCAAGGAGGUGCUGGCGAGGUUUCCAGACCCGGCGAACACCGUCGUCUGCGUCCUUGACAACUUUGAUGGUAAUUCUUUGAAAGUUGCUGAGCUACUGGUGGAGAAUGGUUUUAAGGAAGCCUAUGCAAUUAAAGGGGGCUUGAGAGGCCCAGAAGGGUGGCAGGCGGUUCAAGAAAAUUAUCUUCCCCCAUCUGUUCAUGUUUUCCCGAGGAAAAAAAAGGGUGCAAAGUUAGCUCACACAGAUGCAAGCAAUGAUGGAACAUACGGUCAGCAGCAGGGAAGCGAGGAAUCAUCUGCUCCUCCAAGCAGGUUUGUAGUCAAUACAGGCGAUGAAUCCAAAGAUGUUUAUGAAAAUUCCAAUGGUAGUACAACUGCUGCAAAACAUGCAACUAGGAGACCAUUAUCGCCAUAUCCAAAUGUAUGA
This is a messenger RNA of Miscanthus lutarioriparius, 849 nucleotides long. NCBI's taxonomy places the organism in Eukaryota, Viridiplantae, Streptophyta, Magnoliopsida, Poales, Poaceae. The record is from the annotation of a GenBank genome assembly.